Gaeumannomyces tritici R3-111a-1 is the source of this 775-nucleotide messenger RNA. RefSeq lists its product as hypothetical. The record is from RefSeq and is a predicted model, not a curated record. The coding region runs from base 77 to 775 and encodes 232 amino acids. The transcript is spliced from 2 exons. NCBI's taxonomy places the organism in Eukaryota, Fungi, Ascomycota, Sordariomycetes, Magnaporthales, Magnaporthaceae.
CGCCUCUCUGCCACAGCCAACGACGUCGCAGCCGCCCGCCUCACACCCGCACUCGCCCAUCUGUCGAGCAACAAUCAUGCAAGACAGCACGGAAUCCCAUCGAGAUGCGACCGCCAGUGAUGAGUCGACAAGCAUCGGCGACUUCGAGAUGCUUGAUCGUAAUGAUGGAGAAGACCGCGAUGAAACGGAGGUGAUGGAGAGCGGUGUGGGCGCCGAGCACCCGACGUUGGAGAUGGAAUACUCUCCCACCAGUGGCGACUGGACAUUGGUCAACACGGCAUCCGCGACGAGCGACGACGGCACGACGCCGGAACGGAGCGGCAACGGCCUCGGCGUCACACAUCCAGGCUACGAUUGUACCAUGGAGGUAUCGCUCACCAGCGCCAGCUCCGGCCACGCCGUCUUCGACUCGGGCCACCUUGGCCCGUCGGAACUUGACCUGGAUGUCCUCAACUCAUUCGUGCAUGACCCUAGGCACUACCCAGGUGUGGACAACGACGACGACCCCGUGGCCAACUGUGGCAACGGCCACCCUGCCCUGUCCGAAAGGAGUAGGAGCGAGUCCCCAAGCCACAGCGAACCGCGCUCCCGCGCCUCGACCGCCGAGCCGACCAGGGAGCAGACCCAGUUCGGGUACGGGGCCGUGCACGAGUUCAAGAGCGAGUACGCCGUCGACGGCAAAUCCAACAACCCGCGGCGGGACCUGGUGUCGCCGCUGAUAGCCAGGUUCCUCUCCGACCUGGGUGCCGAUGCCGCCGCCGGUGCCGGGCCGUAA